This is a messenger RNA of Oryctolagus cuniculus (rabbit), 7092 nucleotides long. It is a transcript of the gene BCO1, whose product is annotated as beta-carotene oxygenase 1. Gene Ontology annotation, molecular function: carotenoid dioxygenase activity; beta-carotene 15,15'-dioxygenase activity. Gene Ontology annotation, biological process: retinal metabolic process; carotene catabolic process. The record is from RefSeq and is a predicted model, not a curated record. Lineage: Eukaryota; Metazoa; Chordata; Mammalia; Lagomorpha; Leporidae.
AGAGAGAGGUGUGGGGAGAGGGGCAGCUCCCGAGAAGGCGGAGCCGUGCAAGUUUGCGGCUGCUCCCACUGUCACUCUGCACCCCAGCAAUGGACGUCCUAUUCGGCAGGAAUAAGAAAGAGCAGCUGGAGCCGGUGAAGGCCAAAGUCAGAGGUCAGAUUCCGCCAUGGCUGCAGGGCACCCUGCUGCGCAACGGGCCCGGCAUGCACACGAUCGGGGAGAGCAGAUACAACCACUGGUUCGACGGCCUGGCCCUCCUGCACAGCUUCGCCAUCAGGGACGGGGAAGUCUCUUACAGGAGCAAAUACCUGAGAAGUGACACGUACAACGCCAACAUCGAGGCAAACAGGAUCGUGGUGUCGGAGUUCGGAACAAUGGCCUACCCGGACCCCUGCAAAAACAUAUUUUCCAAAGCUUUCUCCUACUUGUCUCAUACCAUCCCCGACUUCACAGACAACUGCCUGAUCAACAUCAUGAAGUGUGGGGAAGACUUCUACGCGACCUCAGAGACAAAUUACAUCAGGAAAAUCAACCCAGAGACCCUGGAAACCCUGGAGAAGGUUGAUUAUCGUAAAUAUGUGGCGGUGAAUAUGGCAACAGCACAUCCUCACUAUGACGCUGCUGGAAACGUUUUCAACAUGGGCACAUCCAUUGUGGACAAAGGGAAGACAAAGUAUGUGAUGUUUCGGAUCCCUGCCGAGGUUCCAGAGGCCAAGGGGAAGGGGAAGCGGAGCCCCCUGACGCAGGCCGAGGCGUUCUGCUCCGUGCCCUCGCGCUCCCUGCUCUCCCCGAGCUACUACCACAGCUUCGGCAUCACCGAGAACUACCUCGUGUUCCUGGAGCAGCCUUUCAAGCUGGACAUCCUCAAGAUGGCAACGGCGUACAUCCGGGGCGUGAGCUGGGCGUCCUGCAUGGCUUUCCACCCCGAGGACAAGACCUACAUUCACGUCAUCGACCAGAGGACCCGGAAGCCCAUGCCCGUCAGGUUCUACACGGACCCCCUGGUGGUCUUCCAUCACGUCAACGCCUACGAGGAGGACGGCUGCAUCGUGUUUGACGUCAUCGCCUACGACGACAGCAGCCUCUACCAGCUCUUCUACCUGGCCAACCUGAACCAGGCCUUCGAGCAGAAUGCCAGGCUCACCUCGGCCCCCACCCUCCGCAGAUUUGCCCUGCCCCUCCGCGGGGACCAGAAUGCGGAAGUGGGCUCAAAUUUGAUCAAGCUGACGUCCACUACGGCGAGAGCCCUGAAGGAGAAAGAUGACCAAGUGUACUGCCAGCCGGAAUUCCUGUAUGAAGGCUUGGAGCUACCGCGAAUCAAUUACUCAUACAACGGGAAGCCCUACCGAUAUGUGUUUGCUGCCGAAGUUCAGUGGAGUCCCAUCCCAACCAAGAUUCUAAAGUAUGACAUUCUCACAAAAUCAUCCUUAAAAUGGGAAGAGGAGGGCUGCUGGCCGGCAGAACCCCUGUUCGUGCCUGCUCCGGGUGCACAGGACGAGGACGACGGAGUUAUCUUAUCAGCCAUUGUCUCUACUGAUGCCCAAAAGCCGCCUUUUCUACUUAUUUUGGAUGCCAAAAGCUUUACAGAAUUGGCUCGCGCCUCCGUCGACGUGGAGAUGCAUCUGGACCUCCAUGGGGUGUUCAUCCCAGACAAAGACUGGGUCGCGCAGAAGCAGGUCCCCUCCCAGGGACCGCAGGAAGGGGCCCCACGGGCCUGAUGGUGUUGGGGCGCGGGCCCUGGGGGGUAGCUCAGCUGUUGGACCUGCGGUACUCGGAGGUGACGCCUCUCUGGGUGGUUUGGCUUUUCACUUCAGCUUUCUCUGGAUGUUUUGGUGAGGGCCUGGAGACAGAGCAUGUCAGAACCUUUUCUGUUAUUUCAUUUUAGCCAUGAAAACCCUAUUUGAAAGUCAUAUGUUUACUGACUAGCUCCAGCACCUCUAAGAAAGCCAUUCCCUUCAUGAUAAAGACCUUGACUGGGAAUCAGACAUUGUACUAAAUCACAUUAUCGUUGUGAUGAGAACAAGCCACUGCUCACAUAUUAGGGGAGAGCAGCAUUAAUAUUUAUCAUGCUCCCGCCUCCAUCUCUCUCUCUUCCCCACCCUCCCUCCCUCCCUCUAAUGGACUGAUUUGUGGGUCUGAGAGUCACAGCUGCCUAACCCGAGCCCUGUUAAUAAGUCGGAGGACCAGAAAGGCAUGUUGCUUUGUGGCCAUUCCAUGCAAGGCUUGGUGCAAUAGAAAAGAAUAAAAACUUUAAAGUCUGUUCAGUGCUUACUUUGUUUUUAUGUGGCUUCUUUCUCUGAAGCUUUUCUGAGGCAAUAAAAGGGAGUUGCUGGGUGGCUCACAGCCAGCAAGAUGCCUGGUUGCAGUCAGUGGGAGAUUGGCGUUGUAGGAGGGCAUUGCACUGCUGGACACUGACCUUGCUACCCACGGCCGGGGAUGAGAGUCUAGGGUGGAGUCGGGAGCCAGGGCUGGCACCAGGAGCCCUGUCUGCUGCUGCAGAGAGGCAGAGCACGAGCUGUGCCCAGGCCCAUGUCUAUGGGGUAAGCAGAGUCUUCAGGCUCCACUCAGGUGCUGCUGGAAUAGACCAGGUGUUCUGGGCAGAGGUGAGGAGUUGAUGGUCUCUGAGUCAGGAGGUGAUGGGGAUGGAGGGAGUUGGGAAUGAGCCACGCAGGGCGCCACGUGGUUAGUAGGAGCCCCUUGGGCAUCUGAGCCUCAUCUUUAUAGUCUAGUGGGUGUUUGGAGGGUGGUUAAAAUAAUCAAAGGUAGGUUGGAUAAUUCCCAGGUACCCACGUCACGGGGUCAGGGGAGUUGGGAUUCCCACUGUUGUUCGGCAUUUGUGCCUUCUCCUGAGUCACCCCUGGGGUUUGACAUGUGUCUAAGGGGUGGGAAGGAGCUGCUGGUAGCAAUGCGUUGAAUACCCUGGAGGGAGCAGGCCGAAGCCAGGGCGAUCUUGGCUUUGGCCCCACAAUCACCAUGAAGUUUGCUUCUACUAAAAUGUAGACUCCAUUAGGCCAGGGGAUACUUGUGUUUUACUGAGGUAGCUGCACAUGCAUUGGCAGUUCUGUGACAUCCCACAUAAAGGUCCUAUGUGAACCCUACCCAGUUUUUCCUCCAAACGGCAACAUUAAGCUGAACUACACAGCACAACACCACAACCAGGACAUGACGUGGGUCCCAUCUUCCCAUCGGACUCAGAUUGGCCAGUUUCACUUGUACUCAUUUCUCUGUGUGUGUGUGUGUAUGUGUGUGUAGAGAGAGAGAGAGAGAGAGAGAGAGAGUAAGUCUUCCAUCUGCUGGUUCACCCCCCAAAUGGCCGCAAUGACUGGAGCUGCACAGAUCCAAGGCCAGGAGCCAGGAGCUUCUUCUGGGUCUCCCACAUGGGUGCAGGGACCCACAGCAGAGAGCUGGAUCAGAAAUGGAGCAGCCGAGACUCCAACCGGCAUCCAUAAGGGAUGCUGGCACUGCAGGUGGUGGCUUUACCCGCUGUGCCAUGGUGCUGGCCCCCACACCUGCCUCCUUCUAACCCCAGGCCCUACCCCUAGCUUUUGAAAACCACUGACUGUUAUGUUUGUCAUUUCCGAACACUGCAGUCACAUUGGCCUUAGGACUGGCUUUUUCCACAGUCGAUUUUAUUGGACAUUCACCCAGGUGUUGUGUACUCAUCCAAGUUGUUGUGGGUUAGGCACAAUUGACUCACAACUUCACCCUCAGCACCUGUAACACUGCCUGGGUAAUACAGGAACUCAGUGAAGGUUGGCUCAGUAAAGGGAUGAGUUGCCCCAGCAGACACAUCAACAGCCCUCCUGGAGGAGUAGGGACGACAGUUCACGUGGACCCCAAGGGCAACAUACAACAUUCCCUGCUAAGGUUGCUCUCUCCUACAACCCCAACCCUCUUCUCUCCCCUCACCUGCUGGCCCCUCGAAACCACCAGCAUUUCCACUUCACCCUCAGCUCACACCCCAUUAAACAAAAACACACACCACGGGAAGGGCAGAACGAAGACCAGGUACUCUUCCUCAGAGCUUUCUCUGGGACUCUGUUCCCCGGCCUUGACAGUGUGGACUAGGGGGAAAUGUAGGCCAUAGUGCUCCAGGAAAAGCAUGAUCCAGGCUCAUGUCUGGGUGGCCGGAAUGGGAAAGAGUUGACAAGUGUGGCAGCCACUCACCUACUUGCUCUUCUACUUCAAAUACUUGAGAAGUGGGUGGAACUAAAAAAUACCUCCCCACCUCCCUUCUACUCAGUUCCAGUUGACAAACAAUACCAGCCCUAAUCACAAAAAGGGUGCAGUUCUGCAGGUCCGAGAACUAUGUCCACAAUUUGUUGACCUUGUUUAAGGUGACAGGUGCAAUGACUGAUGAGGGAGGCUGGCACACCGGGUCUUUUCCAGUUUCAAACACACCAGAGGUUGAUGCCAGGAGAGUUGAUUUAUCUGGCUGCUUUAUUCCAUCACAUUGUCUACAUCCCCGGACCAGAGAAAUUAGCUCACAGCUCUCCAAGAGUUGUGACAAAUGCUCCUUUCUUGAGGGAACCGCAAGGUGGGCCAUCUGAUUUCCUGAGCUGUCCUUGGUACGCUUCACCUGAGUGUAAAAGAUGACCGGGAAGCUGUGCAGGAAAAGUCACCCUGGAUUCGUUGUUGCUUUGAUGGCGUCAUAGCACUUCCCAAGCACGCCGGGACGCAGGGGUCAGUUACGUGGCAGGUGUUCACGUGUUUGCUGACUCACUAACCUUUUCCACCAAAGGUUUCUAUGAUUUGAUUCCAGUUAGCUGGAUGUAUAGAUGAGCAAAUUAACCCAAAUUCACUUAGCAUCCAUACUGUAGCCUGGAUCGGUACUGCAUUGCUUGCUGUAGCUGAUAUUCACUGUGUGAAAACUCCAAGUGCAUUUGAGCUACAGCUGCAAUAUGUCUCCAUCUUCGUGCCCUCCCCCAUCAGAGUUCCUGAAGUCAGUCUAACAGCUUUGAGGUGGUUGCUGGUCCAGGUUGAGCACAAACACCUUUGAUGACUUCUUACAUUGUUUCAAGGUCAUCUGUGUGGUUUUUAAAUGACCAGUAGAGGCUUUCCUCCCAGCCAAGCAGGACACGCAGACCAAAAAGGCAUCACCAGUGUUCAUCACCCAACAGUGGUGAGCCAGGGGCCUCACAGCCUCACCUUCCUUCUGGGCAUUUAGACUCGGAGAGCAGGGCCACCCACACCAGCUCCCGAGCCACCAUCACAAGACACCUGCUGAGGUCCAGCCCCAGCAAGGAGGAGGAUGUUUUCUUGGGGACAAGCAGCAGAGAUGCAGGGACACGGUGUUCAGGGCGGGUGGGGAUGAGCCAGGCUUCCUUCUUCCUGGUAAUCAGGAAAGGCUUCCCAGAGGGAUGGGACUUGAGGACCUGCCUGAGUGGCUGGAGGGAGUGCCAGGCCAGGCUGAGUGUGCAGCCGGGACAGGCUUCAGCGGCAGGUGUGAGCUGACAGAACAAAGCAGGUGUCCAGGGGAUUUCCCAACUCCAGAGCAGUAGCCAGAGCGGAGACUUAGGGAUCUUUUUUUUCUUGGGUUGUAAAUACCGUGUAUGUUCACUGUAGAGCACUUGGAUACGUUAAAGACAGGAGAGAAACUCCCAUAGUCACUACCCCAAGAAAGCCUCUGAAGUCACUCUGCAGUGUUUUUAUCCAUUUUUUCCCCAGUACCUAUUAGUGAUCGCUUUAUAACCUGCUUUUUGCACUUGCCAUUUGAUGUGUUUUCCCAAGUUAUUAAUGUUUUUAAUGAGAGACUCAUUGCCUGUGUGGAGCAUGGCAGCACGUACAGUACCUUGGCCUUGCUUCCACUGUUCACAGGUAACAUCCUGAGUCGCAGCCGUCUGGGUAAAGAAAAUCCCAGAGUUCCCCCCUGCCCUGGGUUCAGGUGCUGCUGGUGGUAGCGGUUUUCUUUGGAUGCCCAACCUGGGAUUUCCGACUAAGGAGGGUAAACCAGGGUCUGGGGGUUGCUUUUGAAAAGCCGAAGGUGCAGAUGUCCUAAAUAGCACUCUGGCCUCAGAAUCAGCCCUAAAGGCAUUCGGAUCUGGCUGAAAAGCCCAUGAGAGUAUUUCAGGCAUGGAAAGCCAAGACACUCUGGCAAAAGAUCUCUGUGAGUGAGAUCCCAGUGGAAAGAACAGGUCUUCAAAGAAGGAGGUACCUUUCUCUGAAGGGAGGAGAGAACCUCCACUUUGACUAUGACCUUGUCUAAACAAGAUAAGAGUCGGAGAACUCAGAGGGCUUCUAUAGCCUUGGAAACUCAUGACUGGAGCAUAGGGAGAUUACUGAUGCCAUAGACAGGAGUGUCAAUUGGUAAAGUCAACAACAGGAGUCACUGUGCACUUACUCCUCAUGUAGGAUCUCUGUCCUUAAUGUGCUGUGCAUUGAGAUUUAAUGCUAUAACGAGUACUCAAACAAUAUAUUUCACUUUGUGUUUCUAUGGGGGUACAAACUGUUGAAAUCUUUACUUAAUGCAUACUAAACUGAUCUUCUGUAAAAAAAAAAAAAAAAGAAAUUAUCAAUUCCCAACUUGACUCUCACUGGGAUUAAACAUGACAAUAGGUCUGAUCUGAUUUCAUCAUCAUUUAAAAAAAUCAUCUAUUAUUUUUCACUUUAUGUUUCUGUGUGGGAGCAAACUGUUGAAAUCCUUACUUAAUGUAUACUAAGCUGAUCUUCUGUAUAUUAAGAUAAUCGAAAAUGAAUCUUGAUGUGAAUGGAAGGGGAGAGGGAGUGGGAAAGGGGAGGGUUGUGGGUGGGAGGGACGGUAUGGGGGGGAAGCCAUUGUAAUCCAUAAGUCGUACUUUGGAAAUUUAUAUUCAUUAAAUAAAAGUUAAAAAAAAUCAAAAAAAAAAGAAAGAAGGGAGGAAAAGCUUAAACUACUAGAUUGUAAAGUAGGAACAAAUGGACAGAAAAGCUGGAGGUGAAGGGGUGAAGAUUAGGUAAAGGAAAAAUCUAAUUUCUUAAAUCCUUAAAAACAGAAAGGAAGAAAGGAGGGGAAAUAGAGAAGUAUGGUUAUGUUCUUAUGGAAUUACAUUCUUUUGCAAUCUGUUCUCUUUGUAUCAAUAAAAAUAAAAAUGCUUAAAAAAAAAAAAAAGAAAA